AUGGCAGGAAACGCUACCAACGACCUACAGCAUGUUGUACAACAAACAGUGCCUGGAGGCGAAACCGUCGACCCAGUAUCCGACGAUGCCGACUCCGCAUACGGGGAUGUAGUGUCCGAAACGGCCUCUUUGACUUCUAGCAUCAUGAAGGGCCGCUACGAAAACGGAAGACGCUACCAUGCGUACCAGGAUGGAAUUUAUAUGUUUCCGGACGAUGAACAAGAACAGGAUAGACUUGAUAUCAAGUACGCGUCGUUGCAAAAUGUGUUUAGCGAUAAGAUUGUAUUUGCGCCAUUGGAGGACCCACAGCAGAUUCUGGACAUUGGUACGGGGACUGGCAUAUGGGCGAUAGAUGCUGGCGAACUUUUCCCUGGUGCAACAGCACUCCGAUAUGCAAAACCACUGACGCACCUCAGGGUACCGCCAAACGUCAAAUUUGAGAUCGACGACGCUGAACAAACCUGGACCUGGGACGACAACUUCUUCGACCUGGUCCACCUGCGGACCAUGACCGGCUGCAUACGAAAUUGGGACAAGCUUUUCGCUCAAGCAUUCCGGCACACCAAGCCAGGCGGCUACAUCGAACUCCAAGAAAUGGACUACAUGGGCGUCAUCCAAGAAACCUCUCGCAACCCCGGUACCUCCUUCGUCACAUGGUGUACCGAGCAAGGCAACGCCGGGAAGAAAGCCGGCAUCGUUCUGCGCACCAGCGUCGAGACGUUGACUUCCGCCCUGCAAAAAGCCGGCUUCGUGGACUGUCAGGUCUUCGAGUUCAAGCUGCCCAUCGGACCGUGGCCAAAGUCCCGGCGGUUACGAGAUGCGGGUUUGUUGCAGCUGAGUGCGAUGCUGGAAGGUAUCGAGGGUUUGAGUUUGCGGCUGUAUACUUUCUAUGCAGGCUGGAGUCUGGAUGAGUUGAAGGUUCUGCUAGCCAAGAUUGCUUUGACGUGGUAUGUUGUGGCCGGUGGCUGUGAAGUGGGGCUGUUCACGGACCCUGGUGCUGGAGUCUUUGUGGGGAUGAUGAAGGGGCCGAAUAGCGAAGUGAAUGGAGCGACACGGUCAUCUGAGGCUUUUGCGACGGGCUUGGAGGUUGGUGGCUUUUUGGGCGGAGAUGGUGAGCUGUCAGGGGGUGUGGGGGAAGACAUGGUCGUGUGGUAUAGCAUUAACACCUCCCUCACUGCUAUUCGUGCUGCGAAUCAUUUCGGAAAGAUUCCAUUCAUGUACAUAUCGGAAACCCAAACCACCUCACUCUUCUUCCGCAUCUGCAAGCCACUCUGCAUUCCCAUCGUCCCAGUCACCACCCAUCUCAUCAUCUCCCCCCUCUUUCUCCUUCUCUACCUGAUACUUCAUCACGCACUCAUAUCCCUCCACCCCUUUUGGCUUAAAGACCUUACACGACAUUCUGCCUUUCCCGUACUGAGCCCAUUGUUUGCUCUCUUCGUUGACCAGGAGAGCAUUGAUGUUUUCAACGAUUUUGACGAGUUCGGCCUUUGCUUCUUCUUUGGUGGCGAAGGCGCCUGA
Messenger RNA from Parastagonospora nodorum SN15, 1518 nucleotides. RefSeq lists its product as hypothetical. Gene Ontology annotation, molecular function: methyltransferase activity. NCBI's taxonomy places the organism in Eukaryota, Fungi, Ascomycota, Dothideomycetes, Pleosporales, Phaeosphaeriaceae. The coding region runs from base 1 to 1518 and encodes 505 amino acids. The transcript is spliced from 5 exons. The record is from RefSeq and is a predicted model, not a curated record.